AUGCCUGGUGCUAGUCUCUUUAAUCAGCAGCAACAACAGCAGCAGCAGCAGCAGAUGGUGCAGCUACAGCAGCAGCAGCAGCAGCAGCAGCAAAAGCUUGCAAAAGGACGAUCUGUAUUAGGGGAGAUAUGCUGCUGGCUAGUAUCUAGACAAAUAACCCAUGAAUGUCUGCAGCAGCGGCUGCUGUGCAUGCAGAGCGCAUGCAAUGUAUGGAGACAAUCAGCAUUUAAUAUAUUAAAGGAGACAUAUUUAUUAUUAGGGACAGAUAAAGUGUCUCCUCUAAUACAGCAUGCAUUAGCUGUAUUCCUUGAGCCAUUAGAUUUUACUGUCUCCUCUACUGUCCCCUUUAAUGCCCCUCUUAGUCUCCGUCUCCGUCAGAUGGCGCUGCAGCAUGCAGAUCUAAUUCAUGCAGCAGAGGAAGCAGCAGCAAAAAAAGAAGCAGAAGAAGAAAAAGCAGCAGCAGCAGCAGCAGCAGCAGGAACAGCAGGAACAGCAGCAGCAGCGGGGAGGACUCGUAGGUUGAGGCCGCAACAGCUUAUUGAUAAACUUAUCUAUCAACUAGAGGAAGAAGAAGCAGCAGCAAGGAGACAAGCAGCAGCAGCAGCAACCAGCAGCAGCAGCAGCAGGGAGACAGAUGGAGACGCUCUGCGCUUUGAGGGACUAGAGGCAGAGAUAGAAGGAGAAGAGGAGCAAGAGCAAGAAGAAGAACAGGAGCAAGAGCAAGAGAUAGAGCAAGAGAAGCAAGAGGAGACAGUAAAGGAGACAGAAGAAGCAGCAGCAUUAAAUUAUACAAGAACAGAGGAGACACCUCGUCCUUGGUUACUUGCCUCCCUGUCUCUUCCCCCUAAUGAGGAGACACAAGGAUUUUAUCCAUCUAGUAGGUUCUCUGUUGCUCCUGCACUGCAGCAGAAGCUAGCCCGCUUGCAGCAGCAAAAAGGUACAGGUGCAGCAGCAACAGCAGCAGCAGCAGCUGCAGCAGCUGCUGCUGCUGUAACAGGCACAACUGUCUCCGCUGCUGCAUCAGGUCUCCCCUUCCCCCCCUAUCUCCUUUUUAGUAGUAAUUACUUUAAGGGGGAAUGGACUGUCUCCUCUGCCCCAAGGAGACUCAAGAAUAUUAUUCUUGUUAUGCAGUGGCUGCCUGAUUGGGACAGCAGCAACAGCAGCAGCAACAGCAGCAGCAGCAGGAGACAGCAGCAGCAAAGAAAAGGACAGCAGCAGCAGCAGCAAGGAUUGCUGCUUGAUGAGGGACUGCUGCAGCAAGCAUUUAAAUGUUUUACUCAUGGAGACACGGAGACACUUGCAGAGAGAGACUUACCUGAUUUCCUUGCUGCGCUGCUGCUGCCUGCUGCUGUCCCUGGUGCUGUAGGGGCCCUUUGUUCUUAUGUUAAGUCUCUUGUCCUGCAGCAACGAGCAGCAACAGCAGCAGCUGCAGCAGCUGCAGCAAAAACAACAACUUACCCAUACAGAGACACCCCAGCACUGCCACAACCAUCAGCUGCAUGCACGCAGCCAUCUCCUGCUGCUGCUGCUCACCUGCGGCAGCAACAGCAGCAGCAGCAGCAGCUAUCUGUGCUGCAAAACCUGUGGCAGCCGCCUACUCCCUCUCCAGCUCCUCUGCAGCAACAGCAGCAGCAGCAACAGCAGCAGCAGCAGCAGGAUGCAGCUGAUCCUUUUGCAGAAUUGUUUGGGUCUCUGUCUAGAGGAGACAGUAAGAGGAGCAACGGAGGAGACACUUUCUCCUUGUCUCCUCCUGUCUCCUCUUCUCCUCCUUCUCUCCCUAGGGGGCAAAGCGACCUCCUAGGCCUCUUUGAUGUCUCGCCUCAGCAGCAGCAGCAGCAACAGCAACAGCAGCAGCAGCAUAUGUUGUCUUCCUCUCUUUCUUUCCCUUCCUCUACACAACAACAACCUUUCUCUCCUUUCCCAUCCCAAGUGUCUCCACAGCAGCAGCAGCAACAGCAGCAGCUGCAGCAGCAGCAGCAGCAGGAGAUGCAGUUUACGUUACCUGAAUUAUCUGCUGCUCUUUGUAGGUCUCCUUUCUGUGGUGAGCAAAGGGGACGUUAUUUUGUUGUAUUAACCUUAGCAGAAGGAGAGGCAGUAAGAGCAGCACUGCAUGCACGCCAACGGCAGCAGCAGCAGCAGCAGCAGGAGGGUCAGACAGACCAGCAGCAGCAGCAGCAGCAGCAGCUGGUGUCUCUUGUCCCUGGCCACCGUGUUGCAGUGUGUCUGCAUAAUGUUACGUCACGUUUCUCUGUUAUUGAUGGGUCUCCUUUAUUCUUACGUAAAGAGGAGACAGUUGCUGCAGCAGCAGGACUGCAGCAGCAGACAGCGCAUGCAUGUCUGCGCUUUAUAGAUAGCCAGACCUAUUACUCAGAGUCGCAUCUGCUGCUGCUGCAGCGGGUACUGUCAGGUGUCUCCUGCAAGGAGAGACAGGACUUCUUCUUCUCUAUUCGUUGCUGCAGGAGACGGCAGCAGCAAAUAGUAUGGCAGCAGCUACCUAUCUCCUUGCUGCUGUCUGCAGCAGGCGGAGGUGCGCUGCUGCUGCAGCAUAAGGCAUUUGUCUCCCGUCUCCGUGAGAGACUACGUAAGAAGCAACUGUCUCCUAAUGAGGCCUUCUGUCUCUUUGAUGUCCUUAAUAAGGGACACUUAACGCAUGCACAGUUUGCUGCUGGCAUUAAAUGGUUGGGGCUGCAGCUGCCGCAGCAGCAGCAGCAGCAGCAAGACAUCUGCAGCAGAUUUGAUCUAGAUGGUGAUGGAUUCAUCAGUCUUAAUGAUUUCUUAUUGACGGUUGUACAAACAGAAGGAGGAGACACACCAGCAGCAGCAGCAGCAGCAGCAGCAGCAGCAGCAGGUGGUGGUGCUAACAGCGCAGCAGCAGCAGGAGCAGCAGAGGGGAGAUCUGCUGCUCUUGGGCCUCUUGCGUUGCGUAACGAUUCCUUUGAUAGCACAACAGCUUCUUCUUCAUCAUCAUCUGCAGCAGCAACUGCUGCUGCUGCUGCUGCUGCUGCACUAUCAGCAGAUGCAGCAACAGCAGCAGCAAGUAAGCAGUCUCUGCUGCAGCAAUGGGGAAUAAAGGAGACACUUCCUGAGUCUCUUCUGUCUCGUCUUAAGUUCCGUCUGCAACCCCACACCUCCUUCGAGCGUGUAUGGAUAGGCCGUCUCCCUUGUGCAGACUGCAGCAGCAGCAGCAGCAGCAGCAGCAGCAGCAGCAGCGAAAUAUUUUCUAUAUGGGCACCUAAGCAGCUAGCAGCAAAACAUAGGGGGAUGAUGAGACGCAACAGGGAGAGAAUUUCUUUAGGUUAUUAUCUAUGUCCUGGUGGGGAUAUAACGAAGCAGCAGCAGCAGCAGCAGCAGCAGCAAAUAGGAGGAGGAGGUGCAGGAGGAGGAGCAGCAGCAGCAGCAGCAAGCUUUGUACCUUUAGUACUAGAGGCAGCAGAUACAGGGGCCUCCUCUAUGGCGGAGAGCACAGAGCUAACAAAGGCAAUAGAUUGUCUCUUUCCUCCCCCUAUUACCUAUAAAGUUAUAUAUAAGGAGACAGUCUCCAAGGCCCUCUUACUAAUUAAUUCAUUAGAGGGUCCCUUAUCCACUACCAGCAGCAGCAGCAGCAGUAGCAGCAGCAGCAGUAGUAGUAGUAGUAGUAAAGGGGGAGCACAACAACAUAAUGGGGGGCCCCUCACCUUAUGGGCCCCUGUACCCCCUUCUCCCCUAUUUAGUGCUAUAGGUAUUGUUGCUACUAGGGGCCCCGACCUCCCCCCCCCUGAUGCUAUUCGUUGUGUCCCCUCUAAGUGGCUAAGACAGACAAGUGUCUCCUUUAAGUUAGUAGAGAUAGAUGGGCUAGCGGGGGCCCCCGGGGGGGCCCCUGGAG
Molecule: messenger RNA, 3862 nt
Organism: Eimeria maxima
Lineage: Eukaryota; Apicomplexa; Conoidasida; Eucoccidiorida; Eimeriidae
Exons: 2
Biological process (GO): negative regulation of cell adhesion
Cellular component (GO): plasma membrane
Molecular function (GO): calcium ion binding
Source: RefSeq, a predicted model, not a curated record